Molecule: messenger RNA, 3036 nt
Organism: Adineta ricciae
Lineage: Eukaryota; Metazoa; Rotifera; Eurotatoria; Adinetida; Adinetidae
Source: the annotation of a GenBank genome assembly
AUGUUAGGAUUGGAUUUAACUGUAACAAGAAAAUCUCAUGUUCAAAUCGAUUUGAUUCAAUCUAAACAGUCGAUCUUUUUCCAUUACACUCUUAUAAUCUAUUUUUGUCAAACCAAUCACCGUAGCAAUUCCACAACGAAUAAUGUCCUGAAUGAAUCGAGAAAUCGACGGAUUUCAUACCUGCGUCAACUACCCAAAUCAUGGAUCAUCAUCGCCAUAGUUUUCUAUUGUGCAUCGCUUGUUACUGUCGGUCUAUUAGCUGGUCUUCUCCCGCGACGAGUACAAUACAUCACGGUACUUGAAACGUCAUCAUUACCAACAACGGUUACGCAAAAUCCAUCGGAAUGUGUUGAAGACGAAUGUAAUUCGCGUUUGCUCAGUGAUUUAAUAGUGGACAGUUAUGAACUGGAAUAUAUUUGUAACGAUAUCAAACAAACGACGAUGGAAGGACAAGUGACAAUUAAUUUUCAGUUGAGACAACCAAUUAAACAACUGAUUUACCAUGCGAAGAAUAUGGUUGAACUCCAAGACGCCAUAUUGUUCGAAAAUGAUGUUCAACACGCGAUUUCAAUGAAAAGAUACCUUCCCAAUGAUUAUUUAUCAUUGCGUUUAGUAAACAACUCACUAUUUCCCACUAGUCAAUAUAAACUAAAACAAAAGUUUGUUAUCAAUCUACUCAAUCCAAGUAUUGGCUUUUACCAAAGUUUGUUUGAAGAUACAAAUGAAAUCAACGGAACACUGUUAGCAACGAAAUUUCGAGCAACUGAAGCACGACGUGUAUUUCCAUGUUUUGAUGAGCCACGUUUCAAAGCGCAAUAUAAAAUCACUCUCAUCCAUCCCCAAAAUACAAUUAGUUUGUCCAAUUUUCCGAUCUUGACACAAUCCGUCGAAAACAACUCACUUCGCACCACAUUCGCCGAGACAUUUCGCAUGAGUACUUAUGCAGUUUCCUGGGCUAUUCUUCCCGAAACCUAUGGGAAAAUCUCAGAUAAUGAUCAAUCACCAACGGUAACCAUAUGGGCGCGACAAGAACCAACAAAAAAGAAUCACACGACUUUAGCACUUGAUGUUGCAACAAAUGCAAUUCCAUUCUAUAAAAAUUAUUUCAAUGUAACCGAAGCUUUACCUCCGAAGAAAGAUAUUUUGGCCAUAGCUAAUAUGGCAACAACUGCAAUGGAGAGUUCAGGUUUGAUUACCUAUCGUGAAGAGAGAAUAAUUUAUGAUGAGAAAAUUGCGACUACGUAUCAAAAACAACAAUUCGCAGAUAUCGUCGCUCAUGAAAUCGCUCAUUCUUGGUUCGGAAAUUAUGUGUCAUGCAAAUGGUGGGAUGAUCUAUGGUUCAGCGAAGUGAUGGUUAGUUGGCUUUGUAGAAAAACAUUCGCAAACAAAUAUUCAGAUUGGAAUAUGGAAUUGCAAAUUUUAACAGAUGACACAAUUUCUGCGAUGUGGGAUGACGCCAAACCGUACUCACAUCCCAUUGCUGUUGGAAAUGCGAUGAGUAUUCCGGAAAUUCUCAGUUAUUUAGAUGGAUUGACCUAUUCGAAGGGAAUUAGUCUAAUGCGUAUGGUGGAAAAAAUUGUUGGCGAGAAAGGAUUUCAAAGAAGUUUACAAGAAUAUCUGAGAACGAAUGCAUUUAAUGUUGCUGAUUUGAAUCAAUUUUAUAGCACGGUGUUGGGAAAUUUGACGAACGGAAGGGAAUUUAUGAAAAGUUGGUUAGAUGAAAUGAACUAUCCAUUAGUAACGAUCGAUUUACAAACGGAAAUUAAUUCAACGAAACUAAUUUUUACUCAGUCGCGUUUCAUCAUCUCGGACACAUUCAACACAACGAAUUUGAAUCAAAAUUACCGAUGGAAAAUCUAUCUGGAUUGUACUCUGAGCAGAAAUAAUUCGAACUCCGAGAGGCUCAGAUUUGUUCUCGAAAAUGAACAAAGCAUUGAAUUUCUACCCGAAAACGAAUAUUCAUGGGUGAAAUGUAAUCGUGAUUUCCAAAGUUUUCAUGUCACCAAAUAUCCUUCCAACUCAAUACAAUCUUUCUCAUCCAUUAUCAAAGCACAACCAACAUUCUUUUCAAUUGAAGAUCAAAUUAAUCUCCUACAAGAUACAUUCUUGCUUGCUUAUAAAGGCUUGGGUGAUUACCUUGAUCCACUGUUAAUCGUUGACUCGUUGGGGAAAACAUCCAUGACAGAAUACGUGCAAUGGCGAACAUUUCAAUACCAUUGGGAUAUCUUAGCUGAUUUGAUUGAUCAUCUACCCGACAUAUUGACAAAAUUUCAAAAUUUCGCAAUUCAACAAAUUCUGUCGAAUGGCCGAACAGUAGAGAAUAUUACAUCGUUGUCAUUACAGGAUAAUCACAAUUCGAAAUUGGUGAAAAGUUUACAAUUUGCACUACUUUGUCGAAUGAAUUAUAGCGAUGCUCUGGACAAAGCAAGUUUGCUCUUUCGAUCAAUUCCGAAAGGUUAUUUUAACAACACGAACAACGAUAUCAAUGUUCCUGCUGAUUUCUUAUCGACUGUUUAUACAUAUCAUUUGAAAACAGAUGAUGAUGAAAACGACUGGAAUCAGAUGUAUCAAUAUUACCAAAUUAGUAGAACAUCACAUGAACAAACACGUGCUUUGAUGGCGAUUAGUUUCACGAAGAAUACGGAUCGAUUGAACCGGUUGCUUAAUGACGGAUUAACAGGUGGACCGUAUGCAAUCAAACGACAGGAUUAUUUCACUAUGAUGGGUUAUAUGAGUCGACAUGUGAUUGGAAGAGAUAUUGCAUGGAAUUUUUAUAAAAAUAACUAUACGAAUUUAGUAGACACUUUUACGCUACAAAACUUUCGAUUCGGUUCGGCCAUCCUUUCAAUAGCACGUACAUUUGAAAAAGAAUCCUAUCUUGACGAAAUGAACGAUUUGUUUGCAAAGUAUCCAAAUGCUGGUGUUGGACAAUCUGCACGUCAACAAGCUAUCGAUCAAGUCAAGAUGAAUAUUCAUUGGGUUAACACGCGAGAACAAAAUCUCCGCGCUGCUCUUGAUAGUAUAGCUCUAUCUUGA